This is a messenger RNA of Cuscuta europaea, 3331 nucleotides long. The record is from the annotation of a GenBank genome assembly. NCBI's taxonomy places the organism in Eukaryota, Viridiplantae, Streptophyta, Magnoliopsida, Solanales, Convolvulaceae.
AGAUCGAAUGUAAAGAUCACUUUGACUAUGUGAUAGCCUCCCGAAAGGGAUAUUGUUUUUUUAACCCGGUAGGCAAACCACCAAAAUCAGUGGGUAAAUGUAGAGAAACAUUUACCAGAACUUUAUUAAAAUAGCACGGAACAGAAAGAGAGGAGGGUAUACCAAAACCUCACAAAGGAAGCAUACCUCCUAAAAAACACAAUUAAAACAAUUGGGGGACUAGGUCUGACCCAAUUAAAAAUACAAUUAAUGAGAAAAUAUAAGAGAAGACAACCCGAAUAAGUCCAUCAAAUAGGCAUUCUUAGCUUGAGCCGGAAGAUACUGAGCCUGAGAAUAAUCAAUCUGAUGACCCGUCUGCUGGUUUGCCAGGAAGUGGGCAACCUAAUUCGUUUCACGGCAUGUAUUCGAAAUGAAACUCCUCUUCCUUCAGACAAAAAAAACAUGGGAGAUUUCCCAAAACAGGAGUAAAUGGAGUUUGGAAUUCCAAAAUAGGACUACUAUGUUUUUAUUCCCGAAAUAAGGGUAACAUGACAGUGUUUACUGUCAUCUUGUAGGCGUGACUGUCAAAUAGUUACAGUACAUGCAUUUAACAUGACAUUAUUAUUUAUAAUUAAUGUCAAUAUUUUUAAUUAUUACAGUAUUUUUUAUACAUGGAAGUAACGGCUCUUAUUUCGGGAAGAAAAACAUAUUAGUCCUAUUUUGGAAUUUAAAACCUCAUUUACUCCUAUUUUUUGUAAUUCCCAAACAACAUCUUCUUAACCUCACUACACCAUCUACCUGAGCCGCCAUCCUUGAUACUACCUCCGUUCCCAUUUUAACUUCCAAAUGGGUUUGACACAAAGUUUAAGAUAGUGGAUAUUGUGUGAUGGAGAGUUGUGCAGAGGAGAGAGAAAUGUGUAAGAAAUGUUGUGAACCACAAAUUCUUUAUCAAAAAGGGAAAAUGGAAGUUUUAAUUGGAACGAACGAAAAAGAAAAGUUGAAAGUUUAUUUAGGAACGGAGGGAGUAUAUUUCAAUGCAUCUGUCGAAUCCAUCUCUACCUCGAAAUUAGAAAAUCCUUCACUGAGAACCCAGGUUGUAGCUCGAAUCACCGCUUUAAGAUCGGCUUCCAGAGGAGAAAAAGCAUCAAAUCGGGAACGAUUUAGCCAUAAUCAUCUGGCCCUCUGAGUUCCCGUACAAUCGCUCCCCCAAUCUCAGAUUGAGGUAAGAAACUUGCAUCAGUAUUCAAUUUGUAUGGUUUGUCGGUUUCUUCCAUCUGAUAGCAAAAACAUAGGACCUGGCUAAUCUAAAAUAAUUUGGUAUGAGCUUUUCCUCGUAAAGCAUUUCACCCACUUUGAGUAUUUUACCCGUAGGAUAAACCGUAACCCAUGAUUGAGUGUAAGAUUUAAUCUGAGUAAUCAAGUUGUCUGCUUCAAGCCACCAUGUAAUGAGGAUAUAUCUUAUUGAAACAUGAUGAAAUAGAAAGGGAACUCCAAAAGUUCUCAUAAAGUAAACUAAACCCAUACUGGUUUAACCUUCACACAAUUAAGAAAGAUGUGGUCCACAGAAUUUGCAUGUGCUCUACAUAUAGGACGAAUGGAUGGGUUUAACACAGUUUGGAAUUUGUUUAAAUUCUCUGCAAUAGGUAGAAUGCUGAAUGCCCUUUAGUAAUUUCCACUAAAAUAACUUAAUUGUAAGAGGUAACUUGGACUGCCAAGCAUGACUAAAAGAAAAGAUGGUAGCUAGUUCUUCUCUUACUGCCUCAUAUAUUGAUUUGAAAGAAAAUCUUCCAUCAACUUCAGGAUCCCAAAAUAUACUCUAUGUUGUAGGGAGAAUUGUGCAUAUAUGUUGGAACAUAAUGUUUUGUUGAUGACAAAUAACUAGUGUUACUUCUGGUCUAUAAGUGAUUGCAUGAAAGGAAGUUAAGUCAUGCUCUGGAACAAGCCGUAGAACUGAACGCAGAACUAUCCUACAGUCCAAAACAGACGUAUAUGUUUUAUUAAUGACUAACCAUGCAGAUAGACCAGCCGAUAGACCAGCGGAGUUCUAUCAGGAACGGAAAUCAGACCUAUACUUAGUUCUGUUCUUAGUGAAUAAUUAACGUGCAUAAUGAUUAAAUGGAUUAAUAUGUGAUUGCAUAAUAAGGAUGUUUUUACUUGGACUGUAAUUUGCUGGUCUGGUCUGGUCUGGUCUGGUUUCUUUGUAUUUUUAUAACUAUCCAAGUCUGGUCUGGUCUUGUCUGGUCUGGUCUGGUCUGGGAGGAAUUACAGUCCAAGUAAAAACAUCCUAAUUCCUUAUUUACUUACGUACCUAGAUUGAUAUGCAUGAAAGUGGCACAAUUUAAAUAUCUUUUCAUAAAUCAUUGACACCCACUUUAGUAAUUGUUCCUUUAACUUUAUAGAAAGUAAUUAUGCCUUUUACUUUAUAGAAAGUAUCUUUGGCUUGCUAAAUCAAGGAUUGCAUUACUCAUGUUUUAGUUAACCGUAGCAUGCUUAUAAUUAUUGUCAAAUAUUCUUUUCCUUUAUGGUUUGAAAAGUUAUCUUUGAUGUAAGAUAUUAAAUCGACUAUUUAAAGAAUCUUGACUUGCUAGUAAUAUUUGGAUCGUUGCAUGCUUAUAUUUGACAAGCCAAUAUACUACUUCCUUCUAUAUAAUAUUAUGCUAUCUUGUCAUCUUAAUUUGAUUGUCAUUUUAAUAAAAGUUGACUGUAGCUUUUCUAAUGAGAUAUUAAAGUAGCUUGACUUGAAAAUGAUUGCAUAAAUAUUUUAUUGCUACACAUGUUAAGUAAAUCAAUAUUAUUUCCUUAUAUGAUGAUUCGUGAAUCAUGAGUCAAUUUACUCAUAUUUGAGAACGAAUAUGAGAGAGCUACUAGAAGGAAAGUAAUUCAAAUCAUAUCAAGGCAAGUUCCAAGUAUGGAAGCUCAAUUACUCAAGGAAAGAGACACCAACGCACAAAUCAAAGUGGCUUAUAUAUUCGAGAAUCAAGAGGAAGAAGUGGGUGCUUGAUAGAGUGAUCAAAAAGGAGAAAGACUUACGAAGAGAUAUCAAGUCCAAGGCACCUGAACCUACGCACGAAGUUCUGGAUAGAGUUUCUUUUCCCUUCUUUAUCUUGUAACUUGGUUUUCGAGGAAAAGCUAAGUGUAGCUUCCUCGGUUUGGGAUCGUGUGUGUGAGAGCUUUGCUGUAAAGAUGAGAGGCUCUCUACCCACAAGGUAGAGAAACAUAACUCUUCCUAGAGAGGAUAGAGUUGGGGUGGCUCAAGGGUAGAUCAGGAGAAUUUACCUUGUAACCACAUAUUGGCUAUUUAGUGAAGUUGUUCAAAUUCCUCCGAGGGAGGUCGAGGUUUUUUAAUCCCUGU